AGAUACGCCUUUGCAGUACUCCUCGACGUUCUCGUCCGUCGCUUUGUAUAUUGGACUGUAAAGAUGGCUUCAGAAGAGCCGCUGUUCGAUCCCUCGUUAAAGAAGAAAAAGCCUAAGAAGAAGACUGUCGCGUUCUCUGAGGAUCCGUUAGGCGCAGAUGCUGAUCCUACGACGCCGGCACCAGAUGUGAUCGAGGACCGCACCGUGGACGGGGAGUCCGUAGACAUGGGGUCGAAGACGAUGCAUGAGCAGCUGAAGCAGAAUGACGCCUCUGCCGACGGCGAGGAAGAGGAUCCGAGCGCUAUGUUCGGUGAUUUGAAGAAGAAGAAGAAAAAGAAGAAGGAGAUCCCUCUCGACCUCGACGGGGAUGAGGGGUCUGGCACGUCUACACCGAUUACCACCGCUCCCGCCGCCACAGAAGACUUGGAUUUCUCAGACCUCAAGAAGAAAAAGAAAUCCUCGAAGAAGAAGGCUGCCUUUGACCUUGAUGCAUUCGAGAAGGAACUGCAGGCUGAAUCGAAGAAGGAGGACGGCGAUGAGGAGGCGGAGCAAGAUGGAGAACAUCUACUUAACGUCGAUGAAUCUGAAUUGGGCGAGAAUGUCUUCGCCAAUACUACAGAGGCCCCGACAGGGUUAGACGCUGGAAAUGAAGCGUGGCUGAAGAGUGAUCGGGACUACACGUAUCAAGAACUGCUCCAACGUUUCUACGCCUCUCUUCACGCAUCUAACCCAGCCCUUCUCACAUCCACUGGCAAGCGAUACGUUAUUGUGCCGCCAUCGCUGGCACGUGAAGGCAACAAGAAGACGAUUUUCACUAACAUCACUGACAUCUGCCGGCGUAUGCAUCGACAGCCGGAGCACGUCAUCCAGUUCCUGUUCUCCGAAAUGGGUACCACUGGGUCCGUGGACGGGCAAGGUCGGCUCGUCAUUAAAGGUCGUUUCCAGCAAAAACAGCUGGAGAACGUCUUGCGUCGAUACAUCGUGGAGUACGUCACAUGCAAGACAUGCAAGUCUUUCGAUACGCUGUUGACGAAGGAGAACCGUAUCUUCUUUAUGACCUGCGAGUCAUGUGGGUCAAGACGGUCUGUCAACCCUAUCAAAACCGGUUUCCAGGCCCAGGUCGGCAAGAGAAGCAAGACGAAGGCUGCGCAAUAGUUUGUCAUCAGUGUACCAUGUAUUGCAUGUACUACCAUACCGUGAAUUCAGGAUGCACGAAGUCCCGU
Messenger RNA from Gloeophyllum trabeum ATCC 11539, 1223 nucleotides. RefSeq lists its product as uncharacterized. Lineage: Eukaryota; Fungi; Basidiomycota; Agaricomycetes; Gloeophyllales; Gloeophyllaceae. Gene Ontology annotation, biological process: formation of translation preinitiation complex; formation of cytoplasmic translation initiation complex; translational initiation. Gene Ontology annotation, molecular function: translation initiation factor binding; translation initiation factor activity; mRNA binding. The record is from RefSeq and is a predicted model, not a curated record. Gene Ontology annotation, cellular component: eukaryotic translation initiation factor 2 complex. The coding region runs from base 64 to 1155 and encodes 363 amino acids. The transcript is spliced from 4 exons.